AUGCUUCACUGUGCAAUCGUUGGAACGGGAGACAUGGCCUAUGGCCUGGCCCACCUUUACAGCAACAACAACAAGUUCAUGCUGAACACCUUGGAAGUCACAAAGCCUGGGCUAGAGAUGAAAGAAAAGCGCACCUUCCAUGAUACGGGCGUCAGUCUAGGAAGCUUCAAAGAAGCAAUUGAUCGAGCUGACAUCGUCAUCCUCGCUAUCCCUGCCGAGGCGCUCAAGGGCUUCGUUGCGAACUACUUUCAGUUCUUGCGAAGCAAGAUUUUGGUCGACGUCACCAACAGCUCGGUUCGUGGCGAAGAUCUCAGCUCAAUGUGUCGCCUUACUGAGGUGGAAUGGGUGAAAGCUUUCAACGAUAUCGGCGCCGUGGAUAUUCUUCUCAACAAACCAUACAGCAAGACCAGGGUUGCCACGACUAUGUGUUCUCCGCAUAAGAAGGCUCUCGGCUUGGUUCAGUAUUUUGCGGAGGAGUCCUUUGGCAUGACCGUCAAGAACGUCCCUCCCGAGCGUUACAAUGACAUUGCAAUGCACCAAAACUCUCUCGGACAAGAAUGGAUUCACGCAGCUUGGGUGAUGAUGAUCCUGUUUGCCAUUUGCGAGUUCUACGCCAUCUUGCGUUACAACGUCUUCAAGGGCUAUGCCUGGUUCCAUUUACCAAUCCAGGUCUCGAACAAAGGUAUCUGCUGGACUGCGCUGAAUGGUUUCGCUUGGGCUCAGCUCCCGGGUCUGGUGGCAAGAAUGUUCAACGUCAGCCACAGCGACUCCCUAAGCGACAAGCCACGGUGGCUGCUUUGGUCACUCAGCAUUCGGAAACAUGUCGGCAUAUUAUCGUUGUGGUUCCUUUUCAUUCACAUCUUGAUGAGCCUACUCCUCUUGAAUCCUGCGUAUUAUGGCAAGUUCUACCUUCACCCCAAGGCGAAUACGUCCAAGAUGAACUCCAUUGGGGAGGCUUCUUUUUUCUUUGCAAUUCUUGGAACUGGGUUCUAUGUGAUACUAGGCAUCUGUUCGUUGCCUUCCGUGGGAUCCCACAUGACCAACAAACAGUGGCAAUUGGUAUAUGGCCCCCUUGCAUGGGUAGCUUUGGCGUAUGGAACCAUUCAUGUAAUGGUAAUGGGUGUCAAGGGUUGGGACGACCAAGAGAAAUGGCCAGGAGGCCUCCCCCCGAUAACAUUGACGUCAGUGCUUGUUCCACUGUUGGUGAUGUGGUUGAAGCUCGUCCAAGUCUUGGUGACUGUCAUGAAACGAUCCAUGCACACUGAAAAACCGCACCAAAACUCGUACGACAUGAUCGCCUUUGCGUACCAGGGAGAUGAGGAAACAACUCCAUUUCACGAUGAAGAGAAGAGUAUGUUGCCUCUCAAGCGCGGAUCGGACACGGAGUCUCCGACGCAACGUGAAGUGGUCUGGUGA
Seminavis robusta is the source of this 1416-nucleotide messenger RNA. The record is from the annotation of a GenBank genome assembly. Lineage: Eukaryota; Bacillariophyta; Bacillariophyceae; Naviculales; Naviculaceae.